AUGGCCUCGGCAGCACCGACUGUCACGGGGACCAAAUCCAGCCAACAUGCGUUAAUUCAAUCAGAAGAUUGGCCGCAAGAUAUUCACCAUUCGCACUGUCGGCAUGGGGAAUGGAAGCAGUUUACUGGGGAUGGGCUCAAUACCGGAGUCCAAGUCUUAAGUGAUGGACGUCUGGAUAUAAAUAUCAACGAACAUCGGCCAAGUAUUGCUGGACUAUUGAAUCGCAUUCAAAGCAGAACCGCGCCAUCUGACCUAAAGGAUCUGAAGGGAAAGAAACCCCCAGAGGCGAUACCAAAGGAUGAAGGAAAGGAGUUCCCACUCAAAAUGAACAUUGUCAUUCAAGUAAUCGGAUCCCGGGGUGAUAUUCAACCAUUUGUUGCGCUGGGAAAAGAGCUGAAAGCACAUGGGCAUCGCGUACGACUAGCAACACAUCUUGCGUUCCGAGAGUUCGUUCUCGAUGGCGGCUUGGAGUUCUUCUGUAUAGGUGGAGAUCCCGAGGAGUUAAUGGCAUUCAUGGUACAAAAUCCCUCACUUCUCCCGGCAUUCAGCACAAUUCGCAGUGGCGCCAUCCAGAAACGCAGACGUGAGAUGAAGGAAAUUAUAUACGGUUGUUGGAAGUCCUGUAUCGAAACUGGCGAUGGUACAAAUCUACAUCAAAUCAAGGAGGAUCUUUGGAGCGAUACGAUGGACUACCGUCGACGACCAUUCGUUGCUGAUGCGAUCAUAGCCAAUCCGCCUGGGUUGGCUCACAUCCAUUGUGCUCAACGAUUGGGAAUUCCACUCCAUAUGAUGUUUACAAUGCCCUGGUCGCCUACUCAGUCCUUCCCGCAUCCUUUGGCUGUCAUCCAUCAGUCGGGCUGCAAGCCGACAGUCGCAAACUUCGUAUCAUAUGCCAUCGUUGAUAUGAUGAUUUGGGAGGGGUCCCCGGGAUUAUUACCAAAGCCAGUCGACUGGUCCGAUAAUAUCGAUAUUUGCGGGUUCAGUGUACUGCCCGCAAAAUCAGACUACACUCCACCUAAAGAGAUCGUCGAUUUUUUGGAAGCAGGCCCCCGUCCAAUUUACGUUGGAUUUGGCUCUAUUGUGGUAGACGACCCGAUCAACCUAACUCAAAUCGUGUUUGAAGCGAUCAAAAGCUCUGGCCAGCGUGCAAUCGUUUCAAAAGGCUGGGGUAACCUCGGCGCCGACAGGGUGGAUGUGCCGGAUAACAUUCUCAUCGUCGGCAACGUACCUCAUGACUGGCUCUUCCAAAAUGUCUCAUGUGUUGUUCACCACGGUGGUGCUGGCACCACAGCCGCAGGGCUUUCCCUUGGACGACCGACCAUUAUCAUUCCAUUUUUCGGAGACCAGCAAUUCUGGGGAGGAAUUGUUGCGAUGGCUGGAGCUGGACCGGCACCUGUCCCGUACAAGCAAUUGACGGCUGCUAGUUUGACAGAUGCUAUCGAGAUAGCCCUAGAGCCAUCGACCCAAGAAAAGGCACAGGAAAUUGCGGACAAGAUGCAGGAAGAGUCAGGAGUUCGGGAUGGCGUGCGCAGCUUCCAUCGGCAACUCGACUUGAAAGCUUUACAAUGCGCCAUAUGCCCGGAUCGCCCUGCUGUGUGGCAUGUGAAGCAAACUUCAAUCGCACUUAGUGCUUUUGCUGCUGCAGUACUAGUCGAAACCGGCAGGCUCAAACCAGAGAAUGUCGUUUUAAAUCGACCAUCAGAAUACGACACAUAUCGCGAUCCUGUUGGUCCAAUAAGCGCAAGUGCGCAAGUACUACUUGGCGCGAUUGCACACUUUAUCACAGGGAUUGGCGAGCUACCUUAUGAAAUGGCCUCGGACAUUUCAACCGAUGAUGAAAUAAGUAUCGAUGGUAUCGACGAUGAAGUGAACGAUAAUCUACCAACAAAUCAUCCCGACCAGCGACAAAGCCUAGAGCUAGAGCUCACCCGAACAAUGAGCUCUGUGAUUCCACCCGAGCGAAAGGGCGUAGGCUACGAGAUCCGGACUCACGGAAGUCGAAUGUCGAAGAAGCUUUUGAAAACCAUAAUCUGGCUCCCAACGGACUUGACACUCAGUCUGUCAAAGGGAUUCCACAAUGCACCUAAAUUGUACCACGACCGGACUGUCAAAGCUACACCGAAGGUAAGCGGAUUCCGUAGCGGUUUGACAGCAGCUAGAACGGAAUUACGAGACGGCUUUUGCUACGGGAUCAAGGGUGUGGUCACGCAACCCCGGACCGGCUUCCAAGAGGAGGGUGCGAAGGGCAUGGCCAAGGGCAUGGUGAAAGGAGUUAGUGGUCUUUUCUUCAAGCCACCAGCAGGUCUUUGGGGACUUGCUGGAUAUCCCUUGGUUGGACUACGCCGAGAGCUUCAAAUCUCACUGGGCAAGAACGUGGAUGGCGACAUCAUCACGUCUCGCAUAGACCAAGGCCGCCAGGAAAUGCAAGAAGCGACAGCUGACGAACGCGCAGAGGUCGCUAGAAAAUGGGCUUUGAUUCAAGAGGAUUUCCGUGUUUCUUAUUGA
This is a messenger RNA of Penicillium paradoxum, 2505 nucleotides long. Its product is annotated as putative UDP-glucose,sterol transferase. Gene Ontology annotation, molecular function: UDP-glycosyltransferase activity; hexosyltransferase activity. The transcript is spliced from 8 exons. The record is from RefSeq and is a predicted model, not a curated record. Gene Ontology annotation, biological process: carbohydrate metabolic process. The coding region runs from base 1 to 2505 and encodes 834 amino acids. NCBI's taxonomy places the organism in Eukaryota, Fungi, Ascomycota, Eurotiomycetes, Eurotiales, Aspergillaceae.